Messenger RNA from Cajanus cajan (pigeon pea), 2168 nucleotides. It is a transcript of the gene NPR1, whose product is annotated as regulatory protein (NPR1). The record is from RefSeq and is a predicted model, not a curated record. Gene Ontology annotation, cellular component: cytoplasm; nucleus. Lineage: Eukaryota; Viridiplantae; Streptophyta; Magnoliopsida; Fabales; Fabaceae. Gene Ontology annotation, biological process: defense response to bacterium; regulation of jasmonic acid mediated signaling pathway; defense response to fungus. Gene Ontology annotation, molecular function: protein binding.
UCUCUCUCUUUUGACAUCAUGCUCUUUUCUGAUAUGCAUAUGCAACACUUCCUCCCUCUUCCUUUUCUCUAUAUACUCCAUGCCUCUUCCAUCUUUGGAUAUUUAUGUUGCAUAUACAUAUGAUAUAAGGUCUUUGAAUGUUACCUUAAACCUUACAAAAUUAUAUUAUAACAUUCUUUCUCGUACCAGUGAAAUUUGUAAAACUUGACAUACUUAUAAUAUCAGAUAAUCUGAUAAGUUCAACAAUGAUUAAUACAAUAUUUUGAAAUUAAUUUAGAAAAAAAAAUCAGUGUUACAAAUGAUGCACUUGAGAAGUGGGUUUUGGGAUUCAAACGAUGUUAGCAACAGCAGUGCAAGUGGGUCAGAGGUAACGCCGCUGAGGCUUCUGUCCCAGAAUCUGAGUUCCCUACUAGAGGUCAGUGCCGGGGGGGUUGACUUUUUCUCCGACGGGAGGAUCGCAGUCGCGGACGGCAGGGAAGUGGCCGUGCACCGCUGCAUUCUGGCGGCGAGGAGCUGCUUCUUCAAGGAGGCGUUUGCGGCUGGCGGCGUGCUCCGGUUGAAGGACGUGGCCAAGGACUACGAUGUGGGGCUAGAAGCGCUUUUCACGGUUCUUGUUUAUUUGUACAGUGGGAGGGUGAAGCCUUUGCCCCAAGGCCGUGUUUGUGAGUGUGUGGAUGAUGCGUGUUUGCAUUUUGGGUGUAGGCCUGCUGUGGAUUUCUUGCUUCAGCUUCUUUAUGCUUCCUCAACUUUUCAAUUAUCCCACUUGGUUACUCUUUAUCAGGGGCAUCUACUAGACAUUCUUGAUAAGGUACAAAUAGAUGACAUUUUGGUGGUUCUAUCCGUGGCAAACAUAUGUGGCAAAAUGUGUGAUAAAUUGCUAGCAAGGUGUACUGAGAUGAUAGUUAAAUCUGAUGUUGAUAUCACCACUCUUGAAAAGUCGCUGCCUCAACUUGUGGUGAAACAAAUCAUGGAUACACGAAGAGAAUUGGGCUUGUUCAUGCCUCAAAACUUCAAUUUUUCUGAUAAACAUGUUAACAGAAUACACAGAGCACUUGAUUCGGACGAUGUGGAGUUAGUAAGGUUGCUUUUGAAAGAGGGGCACACCACUCUUGAUGAUGCCUAUGCACUUCACUAUGCUGUUGCAUACUGUGAUGUGAAGACCACCACUGAGCUUCUUGAUCUUGGUCUUGCUGAUGUCAACCACAAAAACCAUAGGGGCUAUAGUGUGUUGCACGUUGCUGCAAUGAGGAAAGAGCCCAAGAUUAUAGUUUCUCUCUUGACAAAGGGAGCACAACCUUCUGAUCUUACUCUGGAUGGAAGAAAGGCCCUUCAGAUUUCAAAGCGUCUCGCAAAAGCUGUGGAUUAUUAUAAGUCCACAGAGGAAGGAAAGGUAUCAUGCAAUGACAGAUUGUGCAUAGAGAUAUUGGAGCAAGCUGAGAGAAGGGAACCUAUACUUGGAGAGGCAUCACUUUCUCUUGCUAUGGCAGGGGAUGAUUUACGGAUGAAAUUGUUGUACCUAGAAAAUAGAGUUGGACUGGCUGAAGUUUUGUUUCCCAUGGAAGCAAAGGUUAUUAUGGACAUAUCUCAAAUUGAUGGCACAUCUGAAUUUCCAUCGUCAGACAUCUACUGUCCAAAUAUCAACGAUCACCAUAGGACAACUGUGGACUUAAACGAUGCACCUUUCAGAAUGAAGGAAGAGCAUCUAGUUAGGUUGAGAGCACUGUCUAGAACUGUGGAAUUGGGAAAACGCUUCUUCCCUCGUUGCUCAGAAGUGUUGAAUAAGAUCAUGGAUGCUGAUGACCUAUCUCAGCUCACAUGUAUGGGUGAUGAUAGUCCUGAAGAUCGACUAAGGAAGAGAGGAAGAUAUGUUGAACUUCAAGAAGUUCUGAAUAAGGUCUUCAAUGAGGACAAGGAGGAGUUUGAUAGGUCUGCCAUGUCAUCAUCAUCCUCUUCCACAUCAAUGGGAGUAGUGAGAGCAAAUGGCAAUCUACCCAUGAAGAACUAGGUGAAAAUAAUAAUGUUUUUAGAGGAGCAUCAUUUUCUAAUGAUUUUCCUUAGUCUCAAUGAUAAUUUUUGUUUAGUCAUUCUCUUUUUCCUACCUAUAUUGUAUUUUCUGUUUUUCAUUGAUUAAGGAAACAAAUAGGAGAUGAUAUAUUAUAGCUAUUACA